AUGAGUGGAGCAAGAGCAAUUUUAAUUGGUGGUACUGGUGCUACUGGUAAACCAUUAGUAAGAGAAUUAAUAAACUCACCACAUUUUAUUGAAAUUACAUCAUUGGUUAGAUCUGUAGAUUUAAAUGUUUCAAGUGAUAAAUUAAGACAAGUGGUUGUAGAUUUUGAAAAAUUAGAAAACUAUAAAUCAGAGUUUGAAGGUAAAGAUGUUGCAUUCGAUGUUUUAGGUACAACAAAAAAACAAGCAGGUAGUGCUGAAAGAUUUAUUGAAAUUGAUUAUGGUUAUUCAGCCAAGUUUUCAGAGCUUUCAAAAGAAGCAGGUGUUCGUUCAAUGCAUUUGUUAACUUCAACUGGUUCAAAUCCAAAUUCAUGGUUUUUAUAUCCAAAAACUAAAGGAAGAUUAGAAGAAAAGAUGAAGGCAGAUAAUUUCCAUUUCUUAUCGAUUUUCAGACCAGGUUUCUUAGAAAGACCAAAUAGUGAUAGAUUUGUCGAGAAUUUAAUUGGUAAAGUUAUGUCUGGUUUAAAAGUUGAAGUUCUUGCUAAAGCAAUGAGAAUCGAAGCUGAAAAAGAGCUUUUAAAUGUCUCAGAUAAAAAUCAAGUUAAAGUUUUAUCAAACAGCGAUAUUUAUAAAUUAGUUGAACAAGAAAAAUAA
This is a messenger RNA of Dictyostelium purpureum, 651 nucleotides long. RefSeq lists its product as uncharacterized. Gene Ontology annotation, biological process: import into nucleus. The record is from RefSeq and is a predicted model, not a curated record. Gene Ontology annotation, cellular component: cytoplasm. The coding region runs from base 1 to 651 and encodes 216 amino acids. The transcript is spliced from 5 exons. Lineage: Eukaryota; Evosea; Eumycetozoa; Dictyosteliales; Dictyosteliaceae.